AUGGAAAGAGAUGUUGCUUGUGAACUGUGGAGAAAAGCUCCUCAAUCUGGAGUCAAAUUUUCAAUUUAUGUAGGGGAUGAUGACUCAACAACCCUUGCAGACAUAAAAAACAAAGUCUCUUAUGGUGUUGAGAAAUGGUCCGAUGUUGGUCAUGCCAAGAAAUCCCUCAAUACCAGAUUAUACAAUCUUAAGAGACUGCUUCAAAGGAUUGAAUUGCUCAAUUCUCAGUUCAAAGGUUAUAAAUUACAUCACUGAGUGCUUCAGUUUUUGUGUCAGCCAAAUGUGGGAGAUCCUGAAUCUUUAAAGCAAGGUCUCAAAAACAUUAUUCCCCAUGCCUUUGGGGAGCAUACUUGUUGUAAUGUUUCAUGGUGUGGUUUCAAGCAAAACCCUGUUGCCUCCAAAUAUACAGACUUGCCAAAUGGCAAAGAUCUCUUUGGAGAUUCCCUAAAAAUAGCCUUAAGUGACAUUCUGGACGAAUAUUCUACUGACAUUGUAGUGAACAAACUGACCCCACAUGCUAAUUCACAGAGAAAUGAAAGUCUUAAUAGCACCAUUGGUUCUUAG
Molecule: messenger RNA, 564 nt
Organism: Pocillopora meandrina
Lineage: Eukaryota; Metazoa; Cnidaria; Anthozoa; Scleractinia; Pocilloporidae
Source: the annotation of a GenBank genome assembly